AUGAUGGAGGAAGGCAAAGACACGUCUAGCGUUGGAGCAGGCCCUGAGCCCGCUUCUUUAGAAAGCCAGUCAUCGGACUCGGCGAAAUCUACCAACGUGUUGACCAGACUCAAUCAGAGAAUCACCUCUGUGAGGUUCCUAGAAGCCCGUGGUAUUGAACGAGUGCCCGAAUCCGAACGUCACGAUGUCAAUGCGGCCGACUACAUGCAAAUGACCUUGCUCUGGUUUAGCACCAACAUCACUGCCAAUAACAUCGCUCUCGGAAUGCUCGGCCCGAUUUCCUUUGAUUUGGGCUUUGUCGAUGCUGCUCUAUGCGCCACAUUUGGAUCUCUCCUGGGCGCUGCCGGGGCUGCUUACAUGGGGACAUGGGGACCAGCGAGUGGCAACCGCACCAUGCUGAAUCUUGACAAGGUUGUCGCAAGAUACUUUAUGGGAUACUGGCCUAGCAAGAUCUGCGCGUUGUUGAAUAUAGUUAUCAUGCUAGGCUACGGCAUGAUCGACUGCCUUGUCGGUGGUCAGGUUCUCUCUGCCGUCGCAGAUGGCAACAUGAGCAUCGUGGUGGGAACAAUCAUCGUCGCGAUUAUCACCUGGGCGAUUGUCGUUUUUGGCAUGUCUAUAUUCCACAUUUAUGAGCGCUGGGCUUGGAUACCGCAGUUAAUUGCACUCUUCGUACUGGUUGGAUCGGCAGGCCCCAAAUUCGACACGUUCAUCACGUCAAGCGGCGAUGCGCGAACGGUUGCCGGCAACCGACUGUCGUUCCUCUCAUUGUGUCUGUCCGGUGCUGUCGCGUGGGCUCCGGCUGGCGCUGAUUAUUACGUCUAUUACCCGCCAACCACCAAAAAAUGGAAGACAUUCACCAUGACCUUCCUUGGGAUCGGGCUUGCAUUGGUGUUUGCCACUCUUCUUGGAGUCGGGCUUGCAUCCGGGACAUUUGCUAAUGCAGACUGGGCUGCUGCUAACGAAGUUUCAUCGGGAGCCCUCAUUUUAGAAGGAUAUAGUGGCCUCGGCGGCUUUGGAAAGUUUCUUGGUGUGCUUGUCUCGCUUGGGUUGGUUGCAAACAAUAUUCCCGGCACGUAUUCUGCCUCGCUUGGAUUUCAAGUCCUUGGCCGUUACGGCGCUCGCUUACCGCGAUGGUUCUGGUCUUGUAUAAGCGUAAUCAUCUAUACUGCCUGUGCCUUGGGUGGACGCAACCAUCUCUAUGAUAUCUUUGAGAACUUUCUCGCUCUGAUGGGUUACUGGGUAACUAUUUUUCUGACGAUUGCGCUUGAAGAGCACCUUCUUUUCCGGCGACCGCAUCGUGGCUUUGACUGGUCUGCUUGGUCAGACCCAAGCAAGCUGCCCUUGGGGCUUGCUGCUUUCACCGCGUUUGUUAUUGGGUGGAUUGGGAGCAUUAUGUGCAUGUAUCAGAUUUACUACGUCGGACCCAUUGCCAAACUAGCCAGCGAUGAAGGGGCUGACCUGGGAAUCUGGGUAGGGUGUUCCUGGGCGAUGAUUGUCUUUCCGCCGUUGAGAUGGUUGGAAUUGAAGCAAUUCGGUCGAUAG
Molecule: messenger RNA, 1542 nt
Organism: Talaromyces proteolyticus
Lineage: Eukaryota; Fungi; Ascomycota; Eurotiomycetes; Eurotiales; Trichocomaceae
Product: putative vitamin B6 transporter
Exons: 2
Coding region: 1-1542 (513 amino acids)
Biological process (GO): transmembrane transport
Cellular component (GO): fungal-type vacuole membrane; plasma membrane
Molecular function (GO): transmembrane transporter activity
Source: RefSeq, a predicted model, not a curated record